This is a messenger RNA of Fundulus heteroclitus (mummichog), 929 nucleotides long. Its product is annotated as C-type lectin domain family 4 member E-like. The coding region runs from base 111 to 863 and encodes 250 amino acids. NCBI's taxonomy places the organism in Eukaryota, Metazoa, Chordata, Actinopteri, Cyprinodontiformes, Fundulidae. The record is from RefSeq and is a predicted model, not a curated record. The transcript is spliced from 6 exons.
CACUAAGAGGCUUGCAAGCUUUGGAAAUAGAGUUGAAGACCAAAAAGUCAUACUUUAAUGUAGAAAAAAAGAGUGAAUUUUUUUGUAUGUAGAUUGGUAAUGACAUCAUCAUGGGUGUAAGCAAUGGAUUACAUCUGCUGGAACUGGAGACUGCUAAAGCCACUGCUAAAGGAAAAUUUUCACUUAGCGACCACAGACAGUUGGCCCAUUACUUAUCUCUGCUCUGCUUCCUGCUCACCAUCGUGACUCUGCUGCAGACUCUCUGCUUGGUUCAGAUCACGUUGACAUCUAAGUCCCAGUCGACUCUGCAGGAAAACAAACUGCGAGAGGUGACAGACAGGCUGGAGAAGCUCAAACAGUCCCACCGCCUCCUGUUCACCCAGUAUCCCGCUCUGAACCACUACUGUACCUCCACCAAUUCUUCCACUGGUGAGAGGGAGUGCAGACCCUGUCUGAAUGACUGGACGCUUCAAGGAGAGAAGUGUUUCUACUUCAGUGAGGACAGAGCCGACUGGAUCAGCAGUCAGUACCACUGCAUGUCACUGGGAGGCGCUGUGGCUACAAUAAAAACAGAGGAGGAGCAGGAGUUUCUGUUUAAAACGGCCCAGAGCCGGAGUCAGGGAGACUCCUAUUGGCUCGGCCUGAGGGGAAGCGGCGCGGAGGGGACAUGGCAGUGGAGUGACGGCGCCCCGUUGGAGAACGGACCUCAGUUUUGGGCUCAUCAGCCAGAUGUCACAGGAGAGAUCAAGGAGCUGUGUGGUCGACUCACACCAGGAGACAACUACAGGAGGAGCUGGGUCCCCUCCAGCUGCUCCGGUCAGCUGAGGAGGAUCUGUGAGAGAAGACCAGCUUCUCUACAGUGACCAGACACAACAGUUUUGUUUAUUUUUUUAAAUCCUUUUUCUGUUAAAUUUGGAUUGUCACACUUA